AUGAUCAACAUCAUGCUAGUACUUCUGUUCCUAACGAACAAUGAGAACCGAUGUUGGGCCCAUACUGCGAUAAGAUCGGGCGGUUCUUGCUCUAUGGAAUACUUGGGUGAUGAUGUGCAGUUCUUACGGUGUAGAGCAUCACAUGAAGAAGCAACUCCUAUUCUAAGCUAUCGCCACCACCUGCAUAAUCACCAAGCAACAGCAAGGAGCAGCAAAAGGACGACCGAGAAAAUCAGAAGAAGAAGGAACGAACGACGACGGAAUGAAGACAUGGACAAAAGGUGGCGAUAGUAUGGAGUUGGAACAGUUGGAACGAGAUCUCACUCAAAAGAUCUCGAGCGACGAUGGAUCGGGAUGGAUCGGGAUGGAUCGGAAUGGAUCGGGAUGGAUCGGGAUGGGUCGGGAUGGAUCGGGAUGGAUCGGGAUGGAACGAUGGAUUCGAAUGCGACGAUCGGUAUCGGCGGACGGGAUGGAUUCGGAAUGGAUGAGGAUGGAUCGGAAUAGAUGAGGAUGGAUCGGAAUGGAUCGGAAUGGAUCGGGAUGGAUCGGAAUUGAUCGGGAUGGAUCGAUCGACGCGACGACGAAGAUUAGGAUGGGUGGAUCGGAAUGGAUCGUAAUGGAUCGGGAUGGAUCGGGAUGGAUCGGUAUAGAUUGGGAUGGAUUGGGAUGGACGAAAUCGGGUGAAGGCAAGAACAACGACGACGACGACGACAAGGAAAGAAAGAUCGGGAUGGAUGAAUCGAGAAAAAAUUUAAACAAUGCUUCAGAUAAUCUGCUUUUUUACAGAUCGACGCGACGACGAAGAUUAGGAUGGGUGGAUCGGAAUGGAUCGUAAUGGAUCGGGAUGGAUCGGGAUGGAUCGGUAUAGAUUGGGAUGGAUUGGGAUGGACGAAAUCGGGUGAAGGCAAGAACAACGACGACGACGACGACAAGGAAAGAAGGAUCGGGAUGGAUGAAUCGAGAAAAAAUUUAAGCAAUGCUUCAGAUAAUCUGAUUUUUUACAGAUCGACGCGACGACGAAGAUUAGGAUGGGUUGAUCGGAUCGUAAUGGAUCGGGAUGGAUCGGGAUGGGUCGGAAUGGAGAAUUGGCACGGAUAGGCAUGGUUGGAUCGGGAGGCGAGAGCAAGGACAAGGACAACGAAGGAUCGGAAUGAUCGACGAUAGAGACGACGAAGAAGGAUCGGGCCGGAAGGAUCAGGCCGGAAGGAUCGAGAUGAGACGACGGUGUUCAGAGAGAGUCCGGAAACACGAAAAAUGAUCUACGAUAAAAGCGACGACGACGAACAGGAUGGAUGGAUCGGAAUGGAUCAGAAUUGUUGGAUCGGGAGAAGGCGAGAACCACGGCAACGAUGACGACGAUGAGGACAACAAAGGACCGGAAUGGUAAGG
Molecule: messenger RNA, 1389 nt
Organism: Caenorhabditis elegans
Lineage: Eukaryota; Metazoa; Nematoda; Chromadorea; Rhabditida; Rhabditidae
Source: the annotation of a RefSeq genome assembly